Solanum stenotomum is the source of this 483-nucleotide messenger RNA. Its product is annotated as probable receptor-like protein kinase At5g18500. The coding region runs from base 1 to 483 and encodes 160 amino acids. Lineage: Eukaryota; Viridiplantae; Streptophyta; Magnoliopsida; Solanales; Solanaceae. The record is from RefSeq and is a predicted model, not a curated record. The transcript has 4 exons.
AUGCUGGUUUACGAGUAUGUCAACAAUGGCAAUUUGAAACAAUGGCUUCAUGGAGCCAUGCGACACAACGAGUAUCUCACUUGGGAGACUACAGUGAAGGUUCUCCUUGGGACAGUUAAAGCGCAAGUUCAUUCAGCUAAGCUAAAUCUAUUUUGGAAUAAGACAUCUCUUGACGUCUCUGAUAUUGGUCUGGCCAAACUGCUUGGUGCUGGUAAACGUUAUAUCACAACUCAAGUCAACCUUUGGGUUAAUUUCUUCCUUCUGCUUCUUUUGAUUCCAUUCCAGCUCGAAUAUGUGGCUCCUGAAUAUGCAAAUACUGGUCUCUUGAAUGAAAAAAGUGAUAUUUAUAGCUUUGGGGGUAGAGUUGUUAGAAUCGAUCACAGAAAGAGAUCCUGUGCCCAAGAGGUUAACUAUUUCCUUCAAAACACCGCCAAAUUUUGUUCUUCGGGUUUUGAAAAUGUGGACUUACAUCUGAUAUCUUAA